AUGAGUCAUAUCGCUGGAAUCCGCCACAAGAAGAUAGCGGAAGGGGCCAACACCAGGUUCUAUUGCCCUCUCUGUGCUAGAGGCGUAGGAGCAAUACAUAGCUGGCGUUCUCAUGUUGCGUCGAAAGGCCAUCACAACCAAGCUCUCCGACAGGGUGUAUCUCCGAGCGUACAGCCUGAGAUAGAGGCGCCUGGAGAAGCGAGCUGCCCGAGUGUCGAGUAUUGUGGGUUGUGCAGUAAGGAGGUUCCAAAGACAGCCUGGCAACGUCAUCUCGCGAAUCCUAAGCACUUGAACAAGGUGAAGUUCGCGAGGUUCAAAGCUCUUAUCGACGAAGCGACCAAGGAUAAGCACGGGGUCACCGUCUCGGACAAGGACGAUGGCUUGGAUCUCGGGAUUAUCAGCAGUGCAGAAGCGGCCAGCGGCUUUCGUGCACAUCUAACCAUGCAAGCCACGGUGCCGCUGUCGAAGAUCUCCAUCGUCGACAUCAAGCUGACUUCUCGGAAUGCUCAUUCUUCUUUCUCGGUCGACUCUGCGUCCUUGCUCGACCAGAUGCUGGUAUGCAGGAGGGACUACACCAUCCCUGUCACCUUCCGUUCAUCGUAUGCCGGUCACUACGAAGAUCGGGUCGAGAUCACGCUCGAAGAAAAGCAGCUCAAGCAAGCCUUCGUCAUUGUUCGUUUCGUCCGCGUCAUUGUCGGCGAUAAAGCUGACUAUGAUCGUUUGAAACCGACGAUGCCGUACACGCCGAGGGUGCAUAGCAAGAGAGAGCCCGAGAUUACUGUAGUGCCGGGUGAGGCCCCACCCGUGCUGAAGGCCAUCCCAUACGUCGUCAAAUUAGCAGACGCCCAUAUACCUAAGAAUAUCAUGGCGGUGGUGAGCACGGGCUCAAAUGAGGAUAAGGUGAACAAUCUUCGCAGGAGUAUACUACCACGAGUUUUGGAUGUGGCAUCGCAUGGCCGUCAUUUCAAGACACUGCUGUGGGUUGAGGAGAAACGGUCCGAUCUCGCUGUCCCGGGCCUGGCGGAGAAGAGGCCCAGUGUCCUCGUUGGUGACCGUAUCUUGGUACAACGCCACGGCUCCGAGAAGGGCCAUUGGUACGAAGGCCACGUACAUUUCGUGCAUCGUGACUACGUCGGCCUCCGUUUCCAUGGCUCGUUCCCGGGCCAUAACGCAGCUCAGCUGUACAAUGUACGGUUCAAACUAAAUCGUAUCCCGCUCCGCCGUCAGCAUCAAGCGCUUGAUGCAGCUAUCCGAGGCGAACACCUGUUCUUCCCCUCCGCAUCUCAUAUUGCUGGAUUUGCUGCGGCCACACAGCCAUUCACGCCAUACAAUACCAUUAUCGCUUCGAACCCGAGCCAGAUGCAGGCUAUCAGGUCAAUUAUGUCGAUGAAGCCAGUGUCAGUGCCCUUUGUGGUAUUCGGCCCGUACGUAUGCGGAUUGCAUUUGUCGGCUUUUCCUAAACCCAUCCACGUUUCUAGGCCCGGUACCGGCAAAACGGUUACCAUGGUGGAAGCCAUCCGCCAGGUUUUGAAGUACAACCCUGAUGCGAGGAUCCUAGCCUGCGCGCCGUCGAAUUCCGCUGCUGACCUCAUCGCGUCGCGUUUGACGAUGUAUGGCAAGCAUCAAUUGCUGAGGUACUACGCGCCGUCACGGUCGAAGAACGACGUGCCCGAUGACCUGCAGGAGUUCACUUACGAGACAAACGUAGAACUAGGUGUGGGAAGGGAGUUCGAGCGGAAUCGCUUCUUCUCAGUGCCCCCUAUGGCAGUACUGAAGCGGUACAAGAUUAUGGUCUCCACUUGCGUAUCGGCAUCGGUCGCCUACAACGUCGGGAUGCCACGGGGGCACUUUACUCACAUCUUCAUUGACGAGGCAGGCCAGGCGACGGAACCCGAGGCCAUGAUUUCCAUCAAGGCCAUGGCUAACGAUCAGACCAAGGUCAUUCUUUCUGGCGACCCUAAGCAACUGGGCCCCAUCAUACGUAGCCCAGUCGCUCGAGAACUCGGGUUGGACACCAGUUACCUGGAAAGACUCAUGACUCGCGACAUAUAUCUCGAGGACUCGCCUAACGUCGGGAAAAGUUUUGUAAAGCUCGUCAAAAACUUCAGGUCACACGGUGCGAUCUUGAAGUUCCCCAAUGAACAGUUCUACAGGGGCGACCUGGAAGUAUGCGGAAAGCCGCAGGUCAUCACGUCCUAUCUCCAGUGGUCGCACCUCCCGAAGAAGGAUUUCCCGAUUAUAUUCCACGGUGUCCAAGGCAAAGACGAUCGUGAAUCCACCUCACCCUCGUUCUUCAAUAUUAGUGAAGCCCUACUAGUGAAGGACUACAUCAACAAGCUUAGGGACGACCGACGUAUCCGGAUUGCUCAUACCGAUAUCGGGGUGAUCACGCCGUACCAUGCGCAGUGUCUCAAGAUACGCGCUGCUCUCCGAGGUGUCGCAGAUGAGGUCAAAGUCGGGAGUACGGAAGAAUUCCAGGGACAGGAACGCCGAGUUAUUAUCAUAUCCACCGUUCGCAGCAGCAAAGAGUACGUCAACUACGACUUAAAGCAUACCCUUGGUUUCGUCGCGAAUCCCCGCCGGUUUAACGUCGCCGUGACAAGAGCCCAGGCGCUCCUCAUCGUCAUUGGAGACCCUACAGUCCUGUCCCUCGAUCCACUCUGGCGCUCCUUCCUUAACUACAUCUACCUGAAAGGCGGAUGGAGAGGUCCGCAGCCGACCUGGGACCCGAAAGCCGAAGUACGCAGCGAGGGCGGCUACGACAAGGAGAUGCGCGAGCUUGCUAUGAGCGACAUGAACGAAUUUGCGCAGCGGCUGGAGUCCGUGGCUGGGGCUAAUGCCGCUGGUGAAGACGGCGGGCCGGACGUUGAUGCGGACGUUAACGUCGACAGGCCUUGGCGGGAAGUCGAGUAG
Molecule: messenger RNA, 2913 nt
Organism: Gloeophyllum trabeum ATCC 11539
Lineage: Eukaryota; Fungi; Basidiomycota; Agaricomycetes; Gloeophyllales; Gloeophyllaceae
Product: P-loop containing nucleoside triphosphate hydrolase protein
Exons: 8
Coding region: 1-2913 (970 amino acids)
Molecular function (GO): 5'-3' RNA helicase activity; RNA binding
Source: RefSeq, a predicted model, not a curated record